This is a messenger RNA of Trichoderma atroviride IMI 206040, 1928 nucleotides long. RefSeq lists its product as uncharacterized. NCBI's taxonomy places the organism in Eukaryota, Fungi, Ascomycota, Sordariomycetes, Hypocreales, Hypocreaceae. The record is from RefSeq and is a predicted model, not a curated record.
UAUACUCGUAUAUCGCACCUCAAAAGUUACACAACAUAUCGAAUCUCUCUUUAGUUUUGUACGCACCUAGUUUUUACGACCGCGAAAGAGCAUCAUGACGGCCGACUUCGAAGGCUCCGCGCCGGCUGGCCGGGUUUUGUCCUCAAACUCAGCCACCAACCCGGGAAUCUUUCCCAACGGCCACUUGGGCCACCUGAACGCAACCCAGGAGGAGGCUCUAGAGCGCUUCAAGGUGGUGCUGGCCGAGAAGGGCCUGUGGAAAGCUGGCCCUCCAGCUUCGCACGACGACCAGACGCUGCUGCGGUAUCUGCGAGCCAGACGGUGGAUCGUGGACGAUGCGUUGGUUCAGUUCAAGGAUACCGAAGAGUGGCGGGCGGCGAACAACAUUGAUACCCUGUACCAGACCAUUGAGCUCGAGGCGUACGAGCAGAGCCGUCGCCUGUAUCCGCAAUGGACCGGCCGCCGUGAUCGUCGCGGCAUUCCGCUCUACGUCUUCGAAAUCCGCACCCUCGACUCCAAGGCAAUCGCCAACUACGAGAAGCAGGGCGCAAACAGCACAUUUUCACAGGCCAAGACCGACGGCAAGACCCCUCCAGGUCUGCUGCGGCUCUUCGCCCUCUACGAAAACCUCACCCGCUUCAAUCAGCCAUUCUGCACGCAGCUGCUGGACCGCGAGCACGCCGAUGUGCCCGUCACCAUGAGCACUAAUAUCGUGGAUAUCUCUGGCGUUGGACUGAAGCAGUUUUGGAACCUCAAGGGCCACAUGCAGGCCGCAUCACAGCUGGCCACGGCACACUAUCCCGAGACGCUGGACAGAAUCUUCAUCAUCGGCGCGCCCAUCUUCUUCAGCACAGUCUGGGGCUGGGUCAAGCGCUGGUUCGAUCCCAUCACCGUGUCCAAGAUCUUUGUGCUCGCUCCCCACGAGGUCAAGCCCACGCUGGAGGCCUUCAUUGACCCAAAAAACAUCCCCAAGAAGUAUGGCGGUGAGCUCGACUAUACAUUCGGCCAGCUGGGCAUUCCCGAUCCUGCGUGGGAGGGUGUCAUUCGCUGGGAGAAGGGCUACAGCUCGUUCCCCAGCGGACCGCUGCUCUGGGAGGACGUCCCGGGCGAGGACCGACUGGCGUGUGUUCGACUGGGUGCCGAGAAGGGCAAGACGCAGCGAGAAAUCAUCUGCACGCUCCCCAAGGCGUUCAAGCUGGCUGAAAAGACGGCCGAAGAGGCGACUCAAACAGAAAGCGUCGCAAACACAGCGACAGAGACCACAACUGCGACGACCGACGACGUGUCUGAGGGAACUCAGACCACAGAAGCUACUCUCGAUGGAACGACUGACGAAACAACACAGACGGAUGGUGCCGCCGAAGCGAUGGAGAAGCUGAACAUUAACAGCGAAAAGACCAACGGCACGACGACGGCAGAAGUGACUACCAUGCCCACUGCUACUGCUACCGCCGCAGCAUAAAACACCUCAUGAUACAUACAAAGGGCAAAUGCAUUGAAUAUGAGCACCCAUGCAUUCAUUCAUAUUAUGUUUUUUGAAUAGCGCUAUUACAUAUUGCAUACAUGUAUACAGAAUGCCUCUUCAUAUGCAUCCCCCGCAUCUUUUCGACAUUGUAUAUUGCGGAAAGAUAAAAGGGAGACACACUAUUUGUGUGGUUUGACAUUGUCGGAAUUUAUAACUUUUUUUUAUCAUCCUCGUCUUGGAGAGGAGAAGAGGAGGAAACUCGGACGGACACUUUUGGAUCAGACGAGGAUGGGGAUGUGAGGAGUAUUGAUGUUAAUUGGUUGGGAAUACAUAUGGAAUAUACCAAAUAUCUACGGACAAUGGGUGAUUUAUUUAUUUUCUUAUACAGGUGUGGAUACUUUCGAUAGGGCUUGGUUUGGGGAAUGCAUCCAUUAUGCUUGAAUGAUGACUAUUUGAUUGCUCG